This is a messenger RNA of Nothoprocta perdicaria, 3111 nucleotides long. RefSeq names its product WD repeat-containing protein 62-like. Gene Ontology annotation, molecular function: protein binding. The transcript is spliced from 28 exons. NCBI's taxonomy places the organism in Eukaryota, Metazoa, Chordata, Aves, Tinamiformes, Tinamidae. The coding region runs from base 1 to 3111 and encodes 1036 amino acids. The record is from RefSeq and is a predicted model, not a curated record. Gene Ontology annotation, cellular component: mitotic spindle. Gene Ontology annotation, biological process: regulation of mitotic cell cycle; mitotic spindle organization; neurogenesis.
AUGUGGAUGGUGGUGCUGGAGCGAGUGCUGGGAAUAACGACGGCGUCGAGCAGCGGCCUGGCCUGCGAUCCCGUCAGCGGGAACGUCGCCUAUCUGGCAGGGUGCGUCGUGGUCAUCCUGGACCCCCAGAAGAACACGCAGCGCCACAUCCUGAACAAUUCCCGGAACGCGCUCAGCGCCGUCGCCUUCUCCCCGGACGGGAAGCUCCUGGCGAGCGGCGAGCUCACGCCUCCGGCAGCAGGGGCAGCGGCCGGCCCGGAGCGGGAGCUGCGCGGGCACCGGCACGGCGUGGCCUGCGUGGCCUUCGCGCCCGACGCCGCCCUCCUCGUCUCCGUGGGCCACCAGCACGACGGCCGCGUCAGCGUCUGGGACUGGAAGGCGCCCCGUGCCGGCUGCGUGUGCGCCGCCGGCGACGUCGUCUUCUGCGGCGGCACCGGCGGCUCCGUCGGCGCCUUCCGCACCCGGGAUCUGCUCCACGUGGGAGACCUGCCCCGGCCCCGCGCGCCCCUCCGGCGGCCGGAGCGGGAGCAUCCCGAAGCCGUGGCCCUGGCCUACGACGCGCGGCGUUCCUGGCUCUCCUGCGUCUACGCGGACCACAGCCUGCACGUGUGGGAUGUGCGGGAGCUGGGCCGCGYGCGCGCCGUCUGCUCCCACCACUUCCACAGCUCCUUCGUCUGGAAUGUCGAGGUUUAUCCCGACCUGGAGGUGCCGCGAUCCUGCUUGCCGCCCGGCUCCUUCCUCACGUGCUCCUCGGAUAACACCAUCCGCACCUGGAAUCUGGGAAGCGAUUCCCGCCCGGACAGCGCUGCCGGCACCAGCCUCCUGAACAUCACCUACGUGGACAACACCCCCCCGCACCCUCCCGAUCCCRGCAACGCUCCUGACAACGGCGGCUCCCUGGACGGCAAAUCCGGUGUCCGCGUCCUGCGGAUCAGCCCGGACGGGCAAUAUUUGGCCUCGGGCGACCGCGGCGGGACCCUCAGGAUCCACGAGCUGCGCUUCAUGCGGGAGGUGGCCAAGGUGGAAGCGCACGAUUCCGAAGUGCUUUGCUUGGAAUAUUCCAAGCCGGAAACGGGUGUCGCGCUGUUGGCAUCGGCAAGCCGGGAUCGCCUCAUCCACGUCCUCAACGUGGCCAGGAAUUACCGGCUGGAGCAGACCCUGGACGACCACUCGUCCGCCGUCACGGCUGUAAAAUUCACYGGGAACGGCCAAGUCCAGCUCAUCAGCUGCGGGGCGGAUAAGAGCAUCUAUUUCCGGCAUGCCCAAAAGCUGGCGGAUGGGCUGAGUUUCGUCAGGACUCAUCACGUGGCCGAGAAGACGACGCUCUACGACAUGGAYGUCGACAUCACGCAGCGCUCCGUGGCCGUGGCCUGCCAGGAUAGGAACGUCCGGAUUUACGACACGGCCAGCGGGAAGCUGAAGGGCUGCUACAAAGGCUCGCAGGGCGAGGACGGGGCGCUCCUGAAGGUGCAGCUGGAUCCGUCGGGCACCUUCCUGGCGGCGAGCUGCUCCGACAAGAGCCUCUCCCUGCUCGACUUCCACUCGGGCGAGUGCGUGGCCAAAAUGUUCGGACACUCGGAAAUAGUCACGGGGAUGAGGUUCACGUACGACUGCAAGCGCCUCAUCACCGUCUCCGGGGACAGCUGCAUUUUCGUCUGGCGCCUGGCUCCGGAAAUCACGGCGCGCAUGAGGCAGCACCUCCGGGAGCUGGAGCAGCCCCUCCGGAGCAGGCGGGACACAUACGUGGCCAUUCCCAGCGGGACGGGCGCCCUCGGAGAGCCCUCGGACGAGGAAUCUGACGAGGAGGCCGGGUCUCCGCAGACGCCUUCCAAGGAGGACGCGGCUCCAGCGCCCAGCUGCCUCCUGACCAACGGGAAGCUGCCCAUGUGGGCCAAGAGGCUGCUGGGAGAGGCAGAUAACGCGGAUAGCGCCGGCCUCCAUUCCCGGAGGAGCUACCGGCCGCAGGGCAGGUGGGCCGAGCGUGCCGAGGAAAAUCCCAUCCGGAGCCUGCUGGGAGCUGAUCUCGGCUCCUUCACUCCCGGCAAAAGCGAAUUCCAGGACGAGCCGGAGCCCCGGGAUUUGGCGCGGCUCCUCUUGGAGACGGAGAUGUCUCCUGGCAGCAUCAUGGAGGACUCCAAAGAUCCCGAGUUUUUCUCCAGGGACGAGCUGGAAUCUCUGGAUGCCACUGGCACCAGCCUGGAAGAGGAGACGUGUUCCCGGGAGAGCUCCUUGGAGAGCCCCAGGAAUCGCCCUACGGAGCUGCCUGUUUAUCCGAGGGAUCCGGGAGAUGUCGCAGACAAAUCCCCAUCCGACGCCUCGCCGGGAACAUCCGCAACUCACCAGCAGCCGGAAGACGAUUCCGAUGGAGAUGCCGAAGGGGAAAAGGCUGCCGACAUCCCGAAUUCCGACGGCUCCCUGCCCCAAACCCCCGAGCAGGAGAAAUUCCUCAAGGAGCACUUUGAGACKCUGGGGGAUGCUGAAGAGAAAUUUGACGGCUCCUUGAAGGAUCUGAAGCUUCCUGAAGCCGGAGAGGAGGAAAAAUCCCUUUUCCUGAACCCGCGGUUGAGCAUCUCGGCCCGAUUCCUCCAGCGCUGCCAGAGAAGCAGCCGGCUGGCGGCCACGUUCCUGCCCCGCGCUCGGCCGCCGCCUCCGGACGACGCUCCAGAGCCUGGGAAGGAGGAUGCGGAAGCAGACCUGGAGCUCGGGAGGCCAGAGGAACUACCGGAAACGAAGCCCCAGGAAACAGGAGGAAAAACCGAUGCAGCUCCUUGCAAAUCAGGAAUUCUCCAGAGCUUCCAGGAGAAGCUGCAGCCGCUGCGGGCGACAUUCCGGGAGCUGCUCCAGCUCUACGACGAGCUUUCCCAGCUCGGGAAUGCGACGGAAGCGGAGCUGGAGCAGCUCCGGGCCGCCUUGGCCGGGACGUGCACCUGGAUGCGGGCGGAGCUGCGGCUCCGGGCGGGAUCCGGCGCCGGCUCCGGCCACUCUGACGCCGCCACGGCCACGGACGCUCCGAUGCCGCCGGAUGCCGAGACCCUGGCGCUGCUGCGCUCCUAUUCGGAAGCGCUGCUCCGCAUGGUGCGGCUCCGGCUCCAGGAGCCCGGCCCCGCCUGA